AUGGCCUCCACUACCCCGUCCGUCACCGUCGAGGACGUUAUCAACAACCUCCAGCACCCCAAGAUUGUCGAGGCCUUCCUGCUCUCUCCCGUGUUUGUCACCAAGCUGCCCACCAACGUCCAGCUCUUUCUCCGCCCCAACUACCCGGUCCUCGGCCGCGCGGACAUUGACCAGGCCAAGCUCGAGGGCGAAAAGUUCACGUGGGCCAUUGUGAAUGAGCGCCGUGGCACCAACGUUGCGUCUAUUGCCGCUGGCGCCAUUGUCGACCUCGCGAUCACCGACGACGAGUUUGACGCUCUGGACAAGGCGACGUCUGCGUCGGACUUUGUCUCGUUCUUCCAGGACGGCGCCAUGCACUUCCGCGCCAACAGGCAGGACGUCGGUCCCAAGGACCCCAUGUACCGCGUGUUCACGUUCGCCCUCGAGGGCGGUGCCAUUGCCCAUGCGGCCGACUUAAAGGUGAUCCUUUCCAACGGCCCCCGCUGGCUGGCAGUGGGUGUCCAGGGCGGCCGCUUGACGUUCUCGCGGACGUUUGGCCAGCGUUCGGACGGUAAGCCCAUCGCGGCUGACCGUCCCACGACCACCAUGUACGGUGCGCUGGUCAGCAACGCCUUUGAGACUGUCAUCACUCGUGACGCCAUGGCCAGCCUCGAGGCCGCCAGGGCCGCUGCCGGUGCUCGCUAG
This is a messenger RNA of Apiotrichum porosum, 684 nucleotides long. RefSeq lists its product as uncharacterized. The record is from RefSeq and is a predicted model, not a curated record. Lineage: Eukaryota; Fungi; Basidiomycota; Tremellomycetes; Trichosporonales; Trichosporonaceae. The transcript is spliced from 2 exons. The coding region runs from base 1 to 684 and encodes 227 amino acids.